CAAUUGCAAGUACAAAUUCCUGUCUCAAAAAUCUACUACACCUUUCAAGUUUCAAGAGUUUUUAUCAAAUGGCCAAUCUCUCAUUCUUGAUGUCUCUAUUAGCUCUUUCACUUUCACUUGUCUUUGCAGUUGAUCCUAGCAAUCUCCAAGAUUUUUGCGUGGCAAACUCAAUAGACCAAGGGAGUUCAACAUGCAAGGAUCCUAAACUUGUUGAGGCAAAUGACUUCUACUAUAGUGGCCUUCACAUAUCAGGCAACACUUCUAACUCUGUUGGGUCUAAAGUAACUCCAGUCUUUGCAUCUCAGCUACCAGGAUUAAACACACUAGGGAUCUCAGUGGCUCGCGUUGAUAUAGCAGCAUGGGGAAUUAACCCUCCUCAUACACACCCUCGUGCUACUGAAAUAUUUACUGUUCUUGAAGGCACCGUAGAAGUUGGAUUUAUCUCUUCAAACCCAGAAAACCGCCACUUCAGAAAAGUUCUACAAAAGGGAGACGUGUUUGUGUUUCCUAUAGGGCUCAUUCACUAUCAACGAAAUGUUGGAUAUGGUAAAGUUGUUGCCAUUGCAGCUCAUAAUAGCCAGAAUCCAGGAGUUAUCACUAUUGGCAAUGCAAUAUUUGGGUCAACACAUCAGAUCGCUAAUGAAGUGCUCGCUAGAGCUUUUCAAUUGGACAGAAAUACCAUAAAUUAUUUGCAAUCAAAGUUUUAGAAUAUUGGGAAUGAAUUAAAUUAUGUUGCUUACUUUGUCGUAUGUUUUAUUAUUUAUUUGUUGGACUCAUUUCUUGUGUAUUGUAUUAUCAUCGAUGAUUAUUUGAUUCUUAUCUUGAAGUGGACAUAUAUAUUGUUUCUUUUUAUUUUUCCUA
This is a messenger RNA of Trifolium pratense (red clover), 861 nucleotides long. RefSeq names its product putative germin-like protein 2-1. The transcript is spliced from 2 exons. Gene Ontology annotation, molecular function: manganese ion binding. The coding region runs from base 69 to 707 and encodes 212 amino acids. The record is from RefSeq and is a predicted model, not a curated record. Lineage: Eukaryota; Viridiplantae; Streptophyta; Magnoliopsida; Fabales; Fabaceae. Gene Ontology annotation, cellular component: cell wall.